AUGCUGUCGAGCAAAAUGCUGCACUGCACCAUGAAGGGAGUCGCAAAGGGCAACCGCCCUACCAUCCUGACCUUCCACGACAUCGGCCUGAACCAUAAAACCUGUUUUGAGUCACUCUUUGUUCACCAAGACAUGCAUGAGAUCAUGCAACACUUUGCUGUGUGCCAUGUUGAUGCCCCGGGACAGCAGGAUGAUGCAAGCACCUUCUCCACCGCGAGCCCGUCAAUCACUUGUAAGAACUUAUCUCACAAUUUGAAACAUCCAGACUUGGUUGAAGGUCUUGUAUUGAUAAACAUGAGUCAGGCAGAGGGCUUCAUUGACUGGACAGCACAAAAGAUCACAGGCUGGACUCAUGCUCUCCCUGAUACUGUUAUUUCGCACCUUUUUGGAAGCGAGGAGAUUCAGAACAACACCGAUCAGAUUGCAACCUUCCGUCACCAUAUUACAAACAUGAACCAGUCCAACCUUCAGAAAUUUGUCAAGUCUUACAAAAGUCGAGGGGAUAUAGAGAUUGAGAGACCCAUACAAGGCGGAAACUCUCACCUGAUGAAAAGAGAUAUUAGAUGCCCGGUGUUGCUGAUAGUGGGGGAUAAUUCCCCUGCUGUGGAUGCUGUGGUUGACAGCAACUCCAGAAUGAAUCCAACAACAACCACCUUUCACAAAAUUGCUGACUGUGGAGGUCUUCCACAUGUUGAUCAGCCUGGCAAACUUAUUGAAGCUUUCAAAUAUUUCAUCCAGGGCAUGGGCUACAUGCCAUCUGCUGGUCUGACACGUCUGGUUCGUUCUCGUACUGGAAGUAGCUCAUCUAUUGACCGUAGUCGCAACCGAUGUGGCACAAACACGUCACAGGGUCAGCGUGGACGUUCACACACGGAUGUCUCCAUGUACAGUACCCUUUAACAGCAUAGAACACAACCCUUCAGGACCCAAACUUUCUGUUAAAUGACUCUACAUAAGCAAAUAUCACAAUUUAACUUAAAAAUUUAAUUGUAGCUUCUGAUAGGCAGGUAAAGUAGAUACAAUUCAGUUACAAUAUCUGCUCAAAUGUUUCAACCUUUUAUUUCUUAUAAUGUACAAUACUUUGGAAUAAUUCUGAAAUAAUAUACAAAUACGCAGACAUUUCUGUUUAAAGAAGUCAUGUGUACAGCUUGGUUGUGUAAAUGAAUAUGUACAGAUAUAUUACAAUGGUAAAAUAAGCAAGAAAUUGUGUCGAAUGUUUUCCGUGUAUCAAACUUAACAUAUAAGCAUUGCAUAUAAUUUUUAUAUGUUGUUAACAGUUAUGUUCUAUGUUCAGUAUUACUAUUAAGGAUGUACAGAGGUUAUUUAUUGAUAUAUAUACAUUUGAUGUAAUAUCGGUGUGGUUAAUGUUGGCCCCUCUGACCUUAUAUUGGUAAGCAAGACAACUGCAAAUUCUUUCUGAAUGUGUCUAAAAACUGUAUUAAAAAAAAAUAAGUAAAUUUGGUGACUAACUCAACGCUGGAUAUGUUUUUAAACAUCAGUAAAUGACCUCCCACAAGUGAGGUGCUGUUAAACUUUCGUUUAAAGUAUAAUACAAUAUAGGUAAAAUACACUAAAUAACAUAAAAUCAGCUAAUUAUAUUAGAUGUGUGGUAUUGAAAUGCUAUUCGAAAUUUCACAAAUUCAAAAAGGAACGUUAUAGGUGCAGGGACUUUGACACAUUUGCGCACUUUGGGUACUUUGAAUGUCAAGGACAGUACUAGCAUAGAUCUUUCAGUCAUAUGUUUGCCUGGUUUAAACAUUUACUUUGGUGGUCUUGAAAGUGGACCCUACAUGAAAUGUAGCUCUUUUCUCAUAGCCUAAGAAGUGUGGUUGGAAUAGGGGUUGGUGCCGGAGCCAACAUUCUUACCCGCUUUGCAGGGAGUUUUAUAUGCUUUUCUUCUUUGUUGCAUUUGGAAUGGUGACAGUUUUAUCGAUGACAUAUUACAUGCUUGUUAAUACACAUGAAUGUGAGAACUUAAUUGUUGAUUUAAUUGACGUGUCUCCCAAAGUUGAAACAUCCAGACUUGGUUGAAGGUCUUGUAUUGAUAAACAUGAGUGCUCAGGCAGAGGGCUUCAUUGACUGGACAGCACAAAAGAUCACAGGCUGGACUCGGAAACGUCUCACCUGAUGAAAAGAGAUAUUAGGUAGUUUUGCUAUAACAGUGGUUUUCACUAAAUAGAUUGUCUUGACAACAGAUGCCCGGUGUUGCUGAUAGUGGGGGAUAAUUCCCCUGCUGUGGAUGCUGUGGUUGACAGCAACUCCAGAAUGAAUCCAACAACAACCACCUUUCUCAAAAUUGCUGACUGUGGAGGUCUUCCACAUGUUGAUCAGCCUGGCAAACUUAUUGAAGCUUUCAAAUAUUUCAUCCAGGGCAUGGGCUACAUGCCAUCUGCUGGUCUGACACGUCUGGUUCGUUCUCGUACUGGAAGUAGCUCAUCUAUUGACCGUAGUCGCAACCGAUGUGGCACAAACACGUCACAGGGUCAGCGUGGACGUUCACACACGGAUGUCUCCAUGUACAGUACCCUUUAACAGCAUAGAACACAACCCUUCAGGACCCAAACUUUCUGUUAAAUGACUCUACAUAAGCAAAUAUCACAAUUUAACUUAAAAAUUUAAUUGUAGCUUCUGAUAGGCAGGUAAAGUAGAUACAAUUCAGUUACAAUAUCUGCUCAAAUGUUUCAACCUUUUAUUUCUUAUAAUGUACAAUACUUUGGAAUAAUUCUGAAAUAAUAUACAAAUACGCAGACAUUUCUGUUUAAAGAAGUCAUGUGUACAGCUUGGUUGUGUAAAUGAAUAUGUACAGAUAUAUUACAAUGGUAAAAUAAGCAAGAAAUUGUGUCGAAUGUUUUCCGUGUAUCAAACUUAACAUAUAAGCAUUGCAUAUAAUUUUUAUAUGUUGUUAACAGUUAUGUUCUAUGUUCAGUAUUACUAUUAAGGAUGUACAGAGGUUAUUUAUUGAUAUAUAUACAUUUGAUGUAAUAUCGGUGUGGUUAAUGUUGGCCCCUCUGACCUUAUAUUGGUAAGCAAGACAACUGCAAAUUCUUUCUGAAUGUGUCUAAAAACUGUAUUAAAAAAAAAUAAGUAAAUUUGGUGACUAACUCAA
Messenger RNA from Triplophysa dalaica, 3106 nucleotides. It is a transcript of the gene ndrg1b, whose product is annotated as N-myc downstream regulated 1b. Gene Ontology annotation, cellular component: cytoplasm. The record is from RefSeq and is a predicted model, not a curated record. NCBI's taxonomy places the organism in Eukaryota, Metazoa, Chordata, Actinopteri, Cypriniformes, Nemacheilidae. Gene Ontology annotation, biological process: signal transduction.